AUGGUGAGGAUCCCACAAGGGAUGACGACCGGCGAUACUUUCGAGUUCACCUUGCCAGCCCCAGCAGAAGCGAAACAGGAGAGCAGGAGACAAUCUCUGGCGUCCAGCAGGCUGCGGCAGCAGGCGGGCACCAGCAUUGUGAAGCAGGAGGCGCUCCGAAGGCUUCAGACUCGCUACAUGGCGAGAGAGCAAGCAGUGGCACCGUCCUUGAGUGCAAGGGGGAAACUUCCGGCGGGAAGGAGGAGGUUGAAGGAAGCGGGGAGGAGGAUGGAAUUGGCAGGCAGCCUGGCUGAUGCGGUGGCGUCGGCGGUGACAUCGGCGGUGCAGAAUGCAGUCCAGACGGCAGUCGCAGAACAGAAUGCUACGGAUGCUGCCGCCAACACCAACUCGUCUCCUCCAACUCCUCCACCCCCUCCUCCUGUCUCGCCACCGCCACCACCUCCAUCACCUGCUGCUGCUGCUGCUCCUCCACCACCACCACCACCUCCUCCUCCUCGUCCUCCUCCUCCUCCUCCUCCUCCUCUUCUCCCUCCUGCCCCCGCACCCGCACCCGCACCCGCACCCGCACCCGCACCCGCACCCGCACCCGCACCUGCACCCGCACCCGCACCUCCUCCCCAAGCCGUUUCUCCUCCCGUCGCUGCAAGCACUGGCCAGGAGGAGGAGGCAGGAUCAGCACAAGUGGAUCUCGGGCACAGAGACUGGGGUCAAGCUUUCGCCAAAGGCAAGCCUAUCGCAGCUCAGCAAGUGCCAGAGAUCUACCAGGGAGAAGCAUACGCUGCGCCUGAGGGCUCGACGAACGCGUACCAGGUGAGCGUGUACGCUCCACUGGCUCCUCCUGGGAGGAGAAAUCGUGGAAUUGCCACCAAGUGGUCACCGGGGGAUCAGGCCUGGACUUAUGACGAGAAGCUGAAGAGAAAACCGCAGACGUUCCGCUGGCUCACGAAGCCAGGGAAUUGGGAAGAGGUCGAUUCUUGGAUGGGGAACCCAAGGCCGGACCCUCGAUUCUUGCAAGGGGCGUUGGAGGAGGAGCAGGAGCAGGAAACACACGCAGAGCAAGAGAAGCAGGAUUACAUGGACAGAGACUAG
Molecule: messenger RNA, 1089 nt
Organism: Guillardia theta CCMP2712
Lineage: Eukaryota; Cryptophyceae; Pyrenomonadales; Geminigeraceae
Exons: 2
Coding region: 1-1089 (362 amino acids)
Source: RefSeq, a predicted model, not a curated record